AUGGGAACCGUACUGUCCAUCUCCCCGGCCUCCAAGAAGGCUUCCAUCAUGGACGUGGAGUCGGGGGACGCGCACAGCAAAGGCGACAAGAGCCUCAAGAAGCACUCCAUGUUUGUGUCUUUGUCGUGGAAAAAGCUGGUGGCCAACCCGGCGAAGAAAAACGCCAAGAAGGUGACUCCGAGCUCGGUAGUGCCAUGCAGUCAGGUGGCGCAUCUGAACAAUGAGAACGCGAGAAAGACUCACCAGAACGAGGAGAAGAAAUCCAAAGCUCCCAUCCCGGUCCCAGUGCCCACAGUUCCCGUGACCAGCGAGCAGAAGGGGAGACUUGGUUGCGUGCAGACCCAGCCAAGCUCGCUGUCAUUGCUGUCUCCAAGACGCAUUGUCAUCCAAGCCUCCACGGGGGAGCUACUGCGAUGCCUGGCAGACUUUAUAUGUCGCAGAUGCUACAAAUUGAAGGAGUUGAACACGGGGGAAGUGAUAAUGUGGUUUCGCAACAUCGAUCGGACACUGUUGCUUCAGGGCUGGCAGGAUCAGGGCUUCAUUACACCAGCCAACGUGGUAUUCGUGUAUCUACUGUGCGAAGACGCCAUAGAAGACUGCGUGGAGAGCGCGGUGGUUCUGCAGGGCACGUUCCAGACUUGCCUCUACCUGGCGUAUUCCUACAUGGGCAACGAGAUCUCCUACCCGCUCAAGCCGUUCAUGAGCGAGGCCAACAAGGACGUGUUCUGGGAGACGUCCUUGCGCAUAAUCAACCGGAUGAGUGCCAAAAUGCUGAAGCUCAACGCGGACCCGCAUUUCUUCACGGAGGUUUUCCAGGAGCUGAAAAACCAACGCGAGACGAACGAGGCCAGUUUGGAUCGCUGA
Messenger RNA from Knipowitschia caucasica, 864 nucleotides. The record is from the annotation of a GenBank genome assembly. NCBI's taxonomy places the organism in Eukaryota, Metazoa, Chordata, Actinopteri, Gobiiformes, Gobiidae.